AUGUCAACGGAACUAUAUCUGGGAGGACCUUCAAUCUUUUGGUCACCUCGAAAAAAGAAGCGUGUUUCCGAUGUUAAAGUAGAUGAAGAACAGGUGGAGACAUUAGGAGAGUGUCCUCAGGAAGAACGAGAUCAAUUAAAUAAUCAAAGGGCAGAAGCCGAAAACUUUCCAGGUGAUCAAAAAAAGAACAAAACAUCAGAGAAAAUGAAAGAUUCUGAGGAAGAGGAUAAAUGUAGCAGUAUAUUGUUUGACGAAAAAAAUGAAGACUCCCUUAUAGAAAGUAUCGAUGAAAGUGGGUUAAUAAGUGAAAUAAAGCUACCGAUCUCAAAACCAUCUGAAAAUAUAUUUGAAUACAAACUGUCAAGUGGUGACGACUUACUAACCAUGUUUAAAAAUAUCAAAAAAGUAUCCCAAAGUGCCACUGAGUUACUACUGGAUGCAAGGAAUUUUCAGAAGGAUAUUUGGGAAUUAUCACAAGAUUUUUCAAAUACUAUUUCUUGGGAUCCAAAGUCGGCACCGAAUUAUCUUCAAGAAUAUUUCAAUAAGAACUGUGAAGAAAGUCAUCAAAUAAAGAAUAUAAAGAAACUUCAUAUGAACAUUCAAUUCAUAAAAGAGAAUAUGUACUCGCUUAAUGAUUCCAUGACCGAGGAAGAAUUGAAAAUGAUUUCUAUCUUUCCACUUUUUUGCUCUAUUCUUCAACUAAAUGUAGUUAAAAAUGCAUGGGGUGAAAUUCAGGGAACGCUAAAAAAUACUCCAAAUAAAUUCAAAGCUCUUUUCAGCGAAGUGUCUGGUGGUAUAACAUCGCUAGGCAUUUCUUCUUCAUCCC
Funneliformis caledonium is the source of this 826-nucleotide messenger RNA. The record is from the annotation of a GenBank genome assembly. Lineage: Eukaryota; Fungi; Glomeromycota; Glomeromycetes; Glomerales; Glomeraceae.